This is a messenger RNA of Ylistrum balloti, 1998 nucleotides long. RefSeq lists its product as uncharacterized. The transcript is spliced from 4 exons. The coding region runs from base 1 to 1998 and encodes 665 amino acids. The record is from RefSeq and is a predicted model, not a curated record. NCBI's taxonomy places the organism in Eukaryota, Metazoa, Mollusca, Bivalvia, Pectinida, Pectinidae. Gene Ontology annotation, molecular function: GTP binding; protein binding.
AUGGAUCAAGCACAUCAGGGUUCUAUUGCUGUCAAGUUUCGGGAUAAGAUGCUAUCGUUCAAAGUUUAUCUGCUUGGCGCGUUUCAUUUCCUUAGGAAGUAUAUCCUAUAUCUCCUCUCCGAACCGGAGCCUUCCAUUAGACCUGGUCAACCUCGCGCAUCCGAAAUCGGCGUUAACCAUAUAUGCCUGGAAUGGGUCAGGGUCGGGAGAGACGAUGUCACACAUUACGAAAUUCGGAUGAAAGAAAUUGGUGACAGUGCCUGGAAUAAGACAAUGGUUCCCACGGAAAAUAGGCGACCAUUUCAUCGCUUUAGCGGAUUGUCUCAAAACACUGGAUAUGAAUUCAUGUCAAGAGCUGUAUAUGCAGACGGUAGUACCAGCGAAUUUAGCUGCAAGAGUUUGGAAGUACGAACGAGAUUUUCAGAACUAAACACGGUCCUUAAACUCUGCGAAAAAAUAUAUGAUGGACCACCAAACGUUUACAGACUUCCCCUAGAUGAGAUGAGAUCAAAAGAAGACAAAGUUCGAAAGACCCGCCUGUGUACUUUCGGAGACUCAACUUGCCUUCAGGAGAAGACUAUCUUGAUGAUUGGUCCUAACGAAGGGGGAAAAAGUACUCUCAUUAAUGGACUUGUCAACCAUAGUCUUGGAGUGAAAUGGGAAGACGACUGUAGAUUCAAAAUUACUGAUGAUACUGGGACUCCUCCAAACCAGCGGUCACAUACCAAAUGGAUCACGUGUUACAGAGUGCAUCCAAUUAUGGAAAACAAUGACUGUGUUUUGAAUAUCAUUGACACCCCAAGCCUCGAAGAUGGGCCGGAAUCAGUUGAGAAUAACCAAGAGGUCUUCGAACGCCUCCGACGUUUCUUAUCCAGUGACAGUCACAUGGGUCCGAGUUGUGGAGUACAUGCCGUUUGUUUCGUCAUGCAGGCCAACCCCAUCCACACUCACGGUAUCAAUAUGGCUUUGCAUGAGGUCAUUGAAAGCAUAACGUCAAUAUUUGGAGAAAACGUUCUGGAGAACAUUAUUCCUAUACUUACAUUUGCUGACGGGAAAAGGCCAUCAGUUCUGGACUUCCUCCAAGCAACUGAUUUGAAAAACCAUCAUCACUUCGUCUUCAAUAAUUCAACACUCUUCCCUCCGUAUACUGAGGAUGCUUUAUUAGGGGAGGCUUUGUGGCAAUUCAGAUCUAGAGGAUUCGAUGAUUUUUUGCGACAUCUUCAAACCAUGAACCCUUGUCUACUCACGACAAAACCAAAACUUCAAGCUAACCCCCACGAUGAUCAGAAACAAGAGAAAAUGAUAGAUUUGCAGAAAAAUCGCUGUGAUAUCAAGGAUAAGGUCAUGGACCUGGUGGCAACAAGAAGCGACAGAGAUACUGUGAAGAAGUUUAAGGCCGAAAUAGGACUUAACCAAGCCUUUACGUACAAUGAAGUACUAUACCUACAAGAGAAAAUACGUUUAGGUCAAGGAAAAUAUGUCACCAACUGCAUCGUCUGCCACACAACAUGCCACUUUCCCUGUAAACUUACCAACGACGAAGACAAAGUAAGAUGUGCAGCAAUGAAGAAAGGAAAUUGUACAGUUUGUCAUCAAAAGUGUGUCUGGCAUAUGCACAGGAACGACACAUUUAGGAUAGAAGAAAAGACAGUGACGGUGACAAAAACGUACGAAGGCAUCAAAGCAAAAUACAAAUUUGAUGUAAAAGACGAUGUAUCAGCUGAUGCGAUGCUACUGGCCAUCAAGCGAGUUUUUGUGUCUUUGCUAGAAGAGUUGAUCUCUCUGAUCUUAACGACUGUUAAAUCCAGUAACAGCCUACAAGGAAUUCAACAAAAGGUAGAGGAGUUCAUCAAGCUUAUAAUUGACUCUGAAGAACAAGAAAAGACAGCUGGGUACAAAAAGCGGCUGAAGAUACUCCGUACUAUACAGUACAACACAACACUGUCCGUUGCCGACCCAGACGCUUGGCUGAAAGAAAUGGGAUUCAAAGACUGGUAG